This is a messenger RNA of Acaulospora morrowiae, 161 nucleotides long. The record is from the annotation of a GenBank genome assembly. NCBI's taxonomy places the organism in Eukaryota, Fungi, Glomeromycota, Glomeromycetes, Diversisporales, Acaulosporaceae.
AUUAUGCAUGUCUUGGUAGACAUCGUAACACUAAUUGUGAUAUGCCGAAAAUGGACUUAUCAUUUGCGAAUUUGAAUAGCGGUAUGGAUAUGGUGGACAAAGGAGGAGUUGUCAAACCUAAUUUGUACAUAUUGGAAAUCUACAAAAACAGGAGUGCAUAG